Messenger RNA from Abrus precatorius (Indian licorice), 1575 nucleotides. Its product is annotated as putative transcription factor bHLH041. The coding region runs from base 1 to 1545 and encodes 514 amino acids. The record is from RefSeq and is a predicted model, not a curated record. Gene Ontology annotation, molecular function: protein dimerization activity. NCBI's taxonomy places the organism in Eukaryota, Viridiplantae, Streptophyta, Magnoliopsida, Fabales, Fabaceae. The transcript is spliced from 8 exons.
AUGGAUGGCGUCUUCGCCCUCCCUCAAGCCGCCAGAACUGAUUUUCUCCGCUCUUUAGUGCACUCUUUUGGCUGCGCUUAUGUUUGUUUGUGGAGACAUGAUUCCGAUUUAUACAAUCGUUUAUUCUUCUUGGAUGGGUUCUACAAUGUAACGAACAACCAAUUGCAGCCAAGCACAUCUUUAGGGAGUACUUUAGCCAAAACGCUUUUUCACCAAUAUCAGCGUUUAACAUUUGAUGUUAAUGAUGACUGUGUUCCUGGAGUCGCUUUCAGGAACCACCUUCCCUACCUAGAGCUGCAACAAUUGGAUCUUCUAAGACUCUCAUCAACAGAAAUUCAAAAACAGUUCAUUGAGGAGGCAAGGAUUAUGACUGCUGUUUUCAUGGGGUGCAACAAAGGAGAAAUUGAACUUGGGUUCUCAUAUAUGUCUCAAGGUGACAUUCAGAGAGCACUUUGGAGUUUAUUUCCAGAAGAUUUCUCUACACAUUGCCAAUCAAUUCAUCAGAAAAAUCCACCUUCAUCAACAUCAUCAUCUUCUUCUUUCAUAUCAUUAUCUACAGGUAGCCCUGAAAUAACCCUUGGUGUGGUUCCCGCGAUGCCAACCACACAAACUAGCCCACAACAACAAAGAAUGGAACCGUUAGCUCAAGUCAUUCCAAGUCAUUUCCCCACACCAGAGGGCGAAGAUGAUGCAUUGAUAAGAGCAUUUUUGCAUGUUAUAUCUUCACCUUCUUCUUCAACUUCUCAACAGCAUCAACCCCAGCAAAAUUUGCCCGAUUAUACUUCAGUAGUACGUCGAGAAAGUACUGCUUUCAAGAGAUAUAGAUCAGAUGUAAGCACAAAUGUAACACCCCAAAUGGGGUCCAAUUUUCAGAGGCAAAGCCUUCUGAAUAGAUCAUUUUCACUCCUUAGAAGCUUAAAUUUUGUGAGAAUGAGAGAACCCAUUCAUGUAGCCCCUCCUACUGGUACCCAACUGAAUCAUAUCAUAUCGGAGCGACGAAGGCGUGAAAAACUCAAUGAGAGUUUUCAGGCACUUGGAGCAAUACUUCCUCCAGGAACUAAGAAAGACAAAGCGUCGAUCCUUACAACAGCAAAGGAAACAAUGAAAUCAUUGAUGGAUGAAAUUGAAAAGCUUUACAUAAGCAAUCAGCAGUUGAUGACAUUUUUGUCAGAAAAAGGAGCUCUUAGUACCGAAGAAAACAUAGCUAUCUCCUCAAAUGAAAGAUUCAAAGUUGAGGUUUCGGAUGUAUUGGAAUCGAGUUCAUCAGAGGGACGAAUGGUGGACUUGCAAGUGAUCAGUGUGAGAGGAGAAAGUUCUCAAGUUGAUAUAUUGAUUCGCUUGUUGAGAUUCUUAGAACGACUUCAGAACGUAAGCUUGAUUUCCAUGGCUGCAAACAACCACAUUACACAAAGGGCAGCCAUUAAUCAAUUAACGUUCAGGCUAAGGAUUCUCGAGGGAAGUGAAUGGGACGAACCUGCCUUCCUGGAAGCUGUCAGAAGAGUGGUUGAUGAUUUGGUACAAUGCCAAGUGGACCAAUCAUUUUAACCCACGUUAGCUAUAUCAUCUUUACUUUAU